AUGGACGACGAAGAUAACGAUUACGAGAUCGAAAGACAGAAGACAAUUUUGCAAAACCGACUUUUACUCGAUUCACUAGGUUUAGAUCCCAAUGGAUCAUCCAAGAUUCCUUUUGCCCGUUCAACCGCAUCUCCAAAGCCCAAACCAGCCAGUAAGAAACGUAAAGCCCCUCCUACUUCGAAUGUCGAUGAAGGUCCGCGAAGGAGGUCAGGGAGGUUGGCAGGGUUGGAAGCUGAUAGUGAGACGUUGAAAGUGAAAUUGGAGGAUGAAGCUAAAGAAAGAGAGGUAUUGAGAGUCAUUAGUAGGAAAGAGAGAGAGAAGAUCAUGGAUGUUGGUAAGAUGGUUGAGGAUCCUGAAGAAGGUGAGGUGAAAGGACUGGAAGAUUACCUCGAACGUAUCUCAUUGUCCUCUAAUCCACGACGAUAUCCCAAAGAAUCUGAUUCACCGAAAGACGCAUAUGCCGAUUCCGACCCCAAUACCAUAUCUACCGAAGUGGCACGAUUGAGAUCUGCAUUCAAAAAUAUGGAGCUGAAAGCUAAUGCCAAAGUGACGGAGGAUAGGGUGUUCAGUAUGGUGGUUCAUCCUGAGAAGAAGAAGACGCUGGUUUUUGUUGGUGAUAAAUCUGGACAAUUGGGAAUUUGGGACGCUCUUGGUCCACCCGAAGAUAUCGUAAAUUCGGACGAUGAUACGACUGGCGUUAAGCAAGAACAGCAGGAAGACGAAUCGUAUGAGGGAAGAGUAUGGAGGAUACAGGCUCAUGCUAGGAGUGCUAUCACUGCUAUGAAAGUGAACCCAGUGAAUGGUACAGGACUCUUCACGUCGUCAUACGACUGUUCUCUCCGUCAUCUCGAUUUCGCGACCCUAAAGUCCACUGAACUAUUUGCAUUCCAAGAUGAAAAUACCCUAGUGACCCAUUUUGAUCUUCUGCCCAAUGGUGAAGAAGCGUGGAUCACCGAUCGGUACGGUGGAUUGACGCAUUGCGAUUUCAGAGAAGGAAAAAACGAGAGGAGGCGAUUCGUAGUUCAGGAUGAAGGGAGGGCGGCUAAGCUGGGUGGGAUCAGUGUGAAUCCCCUCAUGCCACACCUUAUCGUAACAGCAGGAAACGACCAACACCUCCGUCUAUGGGACGUCCGAUCCCUAUCAUCCAUCAACCCUACGUCCAUUCCGACACCACCGCCUUCCGCUAAAACCGAAGGGGAGAGUAUAGAUACGCAUCUAACGGGUGAAACGCCUUAUGAGGAAGUAUCAAAGUAUAUGCACUCGAAAAAAGGUCAAGGGUUGUUGAGAGCAAGUUGGCAGCAUGGUAAAUCUUGUAGUUCGGCUUAUUGGGAUCCGUGGGGUAGGAGGGUAUUGACUACUAGUUAUGACGAUAAGUUGAGAGUAUGGUCACUUCAGCCUUCUUCAUUGUUGCUUCCCACACCACUCUCUCCAUCACAUUUCCAACCAUCCAAGCAGAUCCCGCACAAUUGUCAGACAGGAAGAUGGUUAACUAUCCUUCGUGCGCAAUGGUCCCUGAACAUGGAUUAUAUACCCCACUUCACCGUGGGCAAUAUGAAGAGAAGCUUGGAUGUGGUUGCUGCGAACGGAGAGAAGAUCGCCCAACUGUGGAAUGAUGUAGUAACCGCUGUACCUGCUGUGACUGCGUCCCAUCCAAAAAUAGUAGAUCAUGUGGUGGGUGGUAAUACGAGUGGGAGAGUGCAAUUAUGGGGAGCAGGAUCAGCUUGA
This is a messenger RNA of Kwoniella botswanensis, 1725 nucleotides long. RefSeq lists its product as uncharacterized. The record is from RefSeq and is a predicted model, not a curated record. NCBI's taxonomy places the organism in Eukaryota, Fungi, Basidiomycota, Tremellomycetes, Tremellales, Cryptococcaceae. Gene Ontology annotation, molecular function: DNA binding; protein binding. The coding region runs from base 1 to 1725 and encodes 574 amino acids. The transcript has 8 exons. Gene Ontology annotation, cellular component: nucleus. Gene Ontology annotation, biological process: regulation of DNA damage checkpoint.